CGUCAACGUGAGGAGGUCAGACAGAGCCAGUCCUCCCCCCUGAACAGUUCCAGCCCUGGAAAUAAUUUAUUACAAUACAGAAAAAUAAACUAGUUUCCCGUUUUCAGAAGGACGAGACGCUAAAGCUCGUGCUGCGACAUCAACCUUUAGCUUCGGAGAGCGGUUAGCUUCCCGAGCUAACACCAGCUAGCCGGAGUAGCUGUUACCUGCUGUGGAUUGUACGCAGCUGACCUCGAACAGAGAGCCGCUUGUUCUGUCGUUAGGGGCGGCUCUGCCCCUCCACCCCCGGCCUGACACCCUCAGCUCCCUCCGUUGCUAAGCGGCGCCCUGCGGACGGUCCCCGAAUAUGAUCUACAAUGAGUCAGAGAGAUACUUUAGUUCACCUGUUUGCUGGAGGAUGUGGGGGCACGGUUGGAGCCAUAGUGACGUGUCCGCUGGAAGUGGUGAAGACUCGUCUCCAGUCGUCCUCCAUCACCCUCUAUGUGUCUGAGGUUCAGCUAAAUACCGUCAAUGGGACCAGCGUGGCCCGCAUGUCUCCACCAGGACCCCUGCACUGCCUCAAGUUGAUUCUGAAGAAAGAAGGCGCUCGAUCUCUCUUCAGAGGCCUGGGGCCCAAUUUAGUGGGCGUGGCACCUUCCAGAGCUAUCUACUUCGCCGCUUAUUCCACCGCCAAAGAGAAGCUGAACGGCGUCCUGGAACCGGACUCCACGCAGGUGCACAUGCUGUCGGCUGGGAUGGCAGGUUUCACCGCCAUCACAGCUACAAAUCCAAUAUGGCUCAUAAAGACGCGGCUACAGUUGGAUGCGAGGUAA
Cyprinodon variegatus (sheepshead minnow) is the source of this 812-nucleotide messenger RNA. It is a transcript of the gene slc25a36, whose product is annotated as solute carrier family 25 (pyrimidine nucleotide carrier), member 36. Bases 357 to 812 code for a protein of 151 amino acids. The record is from RefSeq and is a predicted model, not a curated record. Gene Ontology annotation, molecular function: pyrimidine nucleotide transmembrane transporter activity. Gene Ontology annotation, biological process: pyrimidine nucleotide import into mitochondrion. The transcript is spliced from 5 exons. Gene Ontology annotation, cellular component: mitochondrion. Lineage: Eukaryota; Metazoa; Chordata; Actinopteri; Cyprinodontiformes; Cyprinodontidae.